UUUGCCAAACCCCAGUAACACAGCACUUCAUUUGGGAAUGAUCAAGGCCAAAGACACACACUCAUCUGAAGCUGCUUUUUGCACCAAAUCUCUCCCACGUUCCUCUCUUUUUGGGAGCUGAACGGAUCCACUUUGAGAGUCAGUCCUUGAAAUAAAACAUUUUCUAAGAGCUGACUGAAAGGACAGGAUGAGCAGAGGACAGACAGAGGUCCUGGGGCUGCUGGUAGCGCUGACGAGCCUGCUGCUGCUCAUCGCUGCUGCUGGACACAACUGUUGGAGGCAAGGAGCUAAAGAUCAGCUGACCUCGGUGGGUCUGAGCUCCCGUUGUCGAGGCCUGUGGGGGGAGUGUGUUCAUGACAGCCUGGUGGGCCUGAGGACGUGUGACGUGUCCGUGUCUUACAUGGAGCACCUGCCAGCUGAUGUGUUGGCUAUGAGAACAGCGUUGGAGGGGACGUUUGUUCUGUCUGUGGUCUCCAUCCUGAUCAUGAUACCGGGCCUGAGGGGGACUACGUUGGUCCACAGUGUGCCGGUUCAGGUCCGGCUGCUGCAGGUCUCUGGUGCCCUCUGUCUGUGUGGAGGUGUGUGUGGUGCAGCUCGCCUGCUGUGGUACGGGGUGGACACUUACACCAGAUACAGACAAGAAGCGACUCUGGGGAUGCCGGGGAUAACGUUUGAGUUCGGGCUCUCAUACUGGUUGAUGGUGGGAAGUGUGUUCUGCUCUCUCACCUCGGCCGUACUGACAAUCAGGAGUGUGUCUCGUAUCAGUGAUGCCAUCAGGAUGCCAGCAACGAGACUCGCUCCCAGUCAGCCAGCCCGAACCAACGCUGUCAUGUCACCACAGUCGACCUCCAACUACAAGACUUACAUUUAAAGCUUUUCAAUAAAGUUGUUCCAUGAAGUGUUGAUGUCUGCCCUCAUUUCCCUCCUCAGUAUGCAGCCCAGUCACCAGGAAAAGA
Molecule: messenger RNA, 956 nt
Organism: Sebastes umbrosus (honeycomb rockfish)
Lineage: Eukaryota; Metazoa; Chordata; Actinopteri; Perciformes; Sebastidae
Product: claudin-16-like
Exons: 6
Coding region: 188-871 (227 amino acids)
Biological process (GO): bicellular tight junction assembly; cell adhesion
Cellular component (GO): plasma membrane; bicellular tight junction
Molecular function (GO): structural molecule activity
Source: RefSeq, a predicted model, not a curated record